CAUAAGCUAACAUGUUUUACUUUUUGCUUUAGUUGUAUUGAUCACGUAUUUGCUUACAAAUUGAUAUCUGUUGUGAGUAUAAAAACAAAAAAAAUUAUUCUGUUAUGUUUGGUCACAUUUUCAAAGAGCCACUGUAGAGGGACCAAAGAGCCACAUGUGGUCCUAGAGCCACCGGUUGCAGAGCCCUGAUCUAAAGACAUGUCAUGUGGAGACACGCCAUCGUGCGUGUGAUCGACUGACCAACGGUCUUUCUCAGAGAAAGCGAGGCUGGAUAUAAACAGCAGGCAGGACCUCCGGAGCAGGCAUCACUGGUCCUCUGUCUCAGCUCCUGACACCCAUGCAGGAUGCCCGGGGGGCGUCGAGGAGCGCUGGUCCAGCUCAGCCCGAGUCCAUGACGCGUCGGGCCGCUUCGUCAUGCGUCUCCUGCCCGAGUCUCUCCGGCUCCUCUUCUUCUUCCUCUUCGUGAUGGGGGUGGCCCCGGCUCCGGCUCUCACMGCCGGCUGCCCCUACAGGUGCGUGUGCGACGAGCAGCUGGUGGUUCAGUGCGCCGGCCAGGACCUGACCCGGUUCCCCAACGACCUGCCCUUGGCGACCCGGCAGCUCAUCAUCUCCAACAACCUGAUCGGAGACCUGCCGGCCCUGCAGCUCAACUACCUGUCCGACCUGGUCUACCUGGACUGUAGCAACAACUCUCUGACGGAGAUCUCCGAGUCCACUUUCGGGAAUUUGCGCAAACUCGCCUACCUGGACUUGUCCUUCAACACCCUGCUGCAGAUCGAGGACCGGACUUUCGGGCCCCUGGCGUCUCUGGUCAUGCUCCGGCUGACAGAUAACCCGAGCCUGGGGGAGAUCCACCCGGACGCCUUUUCUGAGAACCUGGCUCUGCAGGUGCUGGAUGUGAGCCGGAACAACCUGACCAGCCUGAACAUCAGCAGCCUGAUCGCGCUGCCUGCGCUGCGCUCUCUGGGGCUCAGCGGGAACCCCUGGAGGUGCGACUGCGACACGGAGGACCUCUGCCUCUGGGUGCAGAUAGAGGGCUACAAGUUCCAAGCUUCCGUCAACGAGGAGGACGCAGCUAGCCAGGACUUUUCUCCACCACCGGAGCUAGCUUACCUUCAGAGCCCAGAGAGCGAAGAGCUGGUAGCAUCGUCAAACAACGGCUCAGAUUCUGCUGUGAGUGCGACCGUUAAAGCCUGA
Molecule: messenger RNA, 1197 nt
Organism: Austrofundulus limnaeus
Lineage: Eukaryota; Metazoa; Chordata; Actinopteri; Cyprinodontiformes; Rivulidae
Product: leucine-rich repeat-containing protein 52
Exons: 2
Coding region: 415-1197 (260 amino acids)
Cellular component (GO): voltage-gated potassium channel complex
Molecular function (GO): potassium channel activator activity; voltage-gated potassium channel activity; transmembrane transporter binding
Source: RefSeq, a predicted model, not a curated record